UUAACGUAACUUCCUUCCUUCUGUUAGCAUUAGCAUACCGCUGUUUCACAGGGACUUUAUUGCUUGAGGGAACUUUAAGCCUUUUUAGCCUGUCGUGUCGGUAGCAAUUUGUGCCGAAGAUACGUCAAGUUACGAGUAGCUAAGGUAGAUAAUGCUAAACGACCUAACGUUAAGGUUAAGCCACUUGUAGCUCGGGCAGCUAAUGCUAACCAGCUAUUCGACCUAACGUUGAGGUUAAGUCACUUGUAGCUAAUGCUAACCAGCUAGCAGCUAUCUUGUCAAGAGCAGAGUUGGUUCGAGGGUAAAAAUAAGAGUUUAAUUUAGUUACCCUUUUCUUCUUCAAUAAUGGUACCAAGGCAAAUAUGUCAUAUAUAUAAUAAGUGUCUUAGUUGAAUGUAUAUCAGUACAAACAGCAGAAUGAGGUCUUGUUUUGGUGUUCAAACACAGCAGCUGAUCAGCAGAGUCUUCAGUCAUCCAGUGACAGGGCGAUGGAGCGCGGCUCAGCGCAGACUCAGCUCAACUCCAGGUGACGAGAAGCCCCGCCCCUCCAUGCUGCGACACCUGACCUCCAGAAUAAAAGCCACGGGUCCGAUCACUGUGGCGGAGUACAUGAGGGAGGCGCUCACCAACCCGGUGACGGGUUACUACGUGACGAACGACAUGCUGGGGCCUGACGGAGAUUUCAUUACGUCGCCAGAAAUCAGCCAGAUCUUUGGCGAGCUGCUCGGCGUGUGGAUCGUCAGCGAGUGGAUCGGAGCCGGUCGACCCGAGCGGCUCCAGCUGGUGGAGCUCGGACCCGGAAAGGGCUCGCUGGCGAGCGACGUCCUCAGAGUGUUCAGUCAGUUGCAGUCCGUGGUGGGCGGAGCCUCUCUGUCUCUCCACCUGGUCGAGGUGAGUCCAGUGCUGAGUCGUCUGCAGGCCCACAAACUGACCGGCACUCAGAGCCGGGAGGCGGACGCCGAGGACGAGCCGGUGUACCGCCGCGGGGAAACGGCCGCCGGGCUGCCGGUGUCCUGGUACCGCCGCUUGGAGGACGUCCCCACAGGAUUCAGCAUCUUUCUCGCUCACGAGUUCUUUGACGCUUUGCCGAUCCACAAAUUCCAGAGGACGCAGAGAGGGUGGAGGGAGGUGAUGGUGGACGUCGACCCGGAGAAGACGGACCAGCUGAGGUUCGUGGUGGCUCCGUCUCCGACUCUGGCCUCGUCCACGCUCGUCCAGGCAGAUGAAAGGCGGCCUCACGUGGAGGUGUGUGCAGAGGGCGGCGUCCUGGUGCAGCAGCUGGCCCGACGCAUCGAAGCAGACGGCGGCGCGGCGCUGAUCGCCGACUACGGCCACGACGGAACCAAGACGGACACCUUCAGGGGUUUCAAAGGCCACCGGCUCCACGACGUCCUGUCCUCCCCCGGCGCCGCCGACCUCACCGCCGACGUGGAUUUCAGCUUCCUGCGGCGGGUGGCGGGAGAGGGCGUGGCCUGUCUGGGCCCCGUCACGCAGAGGACCUUCCUGAAGAACAUGGGCAUCGACUCCCGAAUGCAGGUUCUCCUGAGGAACUGCAGCGACGCGUCCACCAGGCAGCAGCUGAUUGACAGCUACGACGUGCUGACCAACGCCGCCAAGAUGGGCGAGCGCUUCCUCUUCUUCGGCCUGCUGCACCGCGCCCGGCUGGCCACCCCCCCCCAACCCGACGGGCCCAAGCUGGAGAUCAGAAAGAAGAGGCCGGCGCCGCCGCCUGUGGCCGGAUUCACAGAGCUCAGCUUCUCCUGAAGGAACAGAAAGCAUGCUAGCACGCUAAGCUAAGCGAGGGACAAUGCUACAUCAGAGACCCGUGACUGAAGGUCAGAGGUCAACCUGCGCUGCCCUGAAGCGCUUCCUCCUCCCGGGGAAAAUGGUUCCAGAUUGGAAAGAAAACGAUUUAAACAUCGCUUUGGAGGGAAUGUUUUUGUUUUUUUGUCA
Molecule: messenger RNA, 1953 nt
Organism: Pungitius pungitius (ninespine stickleback)
Lineage: Eukaryota; Metazoa; Chordata; Actinopteri; Perciformes; Gasterosteidae
Gene: ndufaf7
Product: NADH:ubiquinone oxidoreductase complex assembly factor 7
Exons: 10
Coding region: 394-1764 (456 amino acids)
Biological process (GO): mitochondrial respiratory chain complex I assembly
Cellular component (GO): mitochondrion
Molecular function (GO): protein-arginine omega-N symmetric methyltransferase activity
Source: RefSeq, a predicted model, not a curated record